UGCAGCAUCAAAUGGGCACUUGGCACUCCUCAAGUAUGCAUAUAAGAAUGGGUGUCCAUGGGAUGAAAACACUUGCCAUAAUGCUGCAAGGAAUGGUCAUUUAUCAGUCCUCAGGUAUGCACAGAGAAAAGGCUGCCCAUGGAACAAGGACACGAGCUACUACGCUGCAAUGGGUGGCCGCUUGCAUGCCAUUCAAUGGCUCCACCAACAUGGGUGUCCAUGGGAUGAGGGAACCUGUAAAUCUGCUGCAAAAGCUGGCCAUUUGGAAAUCCUGAAGUAUGCUCAUGAGAAUGGCUGUCCUUGGGAUGCAAUGACUUGCAAUCUUGCUGCUAAAUGUGGCCAUCUGGAGGCACUAAAAUAUGCCCACAAAAAUGGAUGUCCAUGGGAUGAAGAGGCAUGUGCCCUUGCUGCAGGGAGUGGUCAUUUGGAAAUCCUGAAGUAUCUGCACAAGAAUGGCAGUCCCUGGGAUGAAAGGACAUGCAGCAGUGCUGCUCAAAAUGGCCAGCUUGGAAUUUUGCAAUAUGCCCAUGAGAAUGGCUGUCCGUGGGAUGGGACGACAUGUGCAGCAGCAGCGGGGAUUGGCCAUUUGGAAAUACUCAAGUACGCUCAUGAAAAAGGCUGCCAUUGGAGCAGUUUUGCAUGUGACAGAGCUGCUGGAAAUGGUCACUUGGAUGUGCUCAUGUAUCUCCAUGAAAAUGGAUGUCCUUGGGAUGAAGGAACAUGCAGCUCUGCCACAAGAAGUGGUCAUUUGGAAAUCAUAAACUAUUCUUACGAGAAUGGUUGUCCAUGGAAUGUCUAUGCAUGCAUGAACGCUGCAGCAGGCGGUCAUUUGGAAGUCCUAAUGUAUGCUCAUGAAAAUGGCUGUCCUUGGGAUGAAAUCACGUGCUGGUUUGCUGCCUACAAUGGCCAUUUGGAUGUUCUAUGGUUAUGCCCACAAUUCUGGGUGUCCAUGGGACGAAAGCACAUGCACCCAUGCUGCUAG
Messenger RNA from Seminavis robusta, 982 nucleotides. The record is from the annotation of a GenBank genome assembly. NCBI's taxonomy places the organism in Eukaryota, Bacillariophyta, Bacillariophyceae, Naviculales, Naviculaceae.